AUGUCUAGUGUGCGAACAAAAGUAGAGCAAAAAGAUCCGUUUACUGGCACUCAAACCAGUCAUCCUCCCCAAAGAAGAGUCGUUGCUAAAGGGAAGAAAAGAGAAUAUGAAGCUGUAACAUCCACAAGUGUUACGUCCACAUCAAAUUAUCAGUCUGUUGUCAAAAGGCCCAAGACAUUUGGUGUCUCGCCGCAGCGAUUGAUGGAUAGCUUUUUUCAAGCAAUGAGGGAAAUCAUCGAAAACAAAGCAAGGCCCAUCAUUGACAAGCCUAGUAAAUUGGAUGUACUCAAGAAAGUAUUACUCUCGGUGAAGAGGCUCCCCCUAGGUAUCAUUACUACUGCUGAAAAGAUCUGUCAAUGUGCCAGAGAUGAGUUGAAAAAUCAUCUUGAACACCAUGGUACUAAGCAAAACUUUCAGUACUUUCAAGAGUACGUCAAGGAUCAUUUCGAUGCUAUUGUGGUAUCUUUAUAG
Molecule: messenger RNA, 471 nt
Organism: Mucor velutinosus
Lineage: Eukaryota; Fungi; Mucoromycota; Mucoromycetes; Mucorales; Mucoraceae
Exons: 1
Coding region: 1-471 (156 amino acids)
Source: RefSeq, a predicted model, not a curated record